Nematolebias whitei (Rio pearlfish) is the source of this 390-nucleotide messenger RNA. RefSeq names its product histone H2A-like. The transcript has a single exon. Gene Ontology annotation, cellular component: nucleosome. The annotation marks the transcript as partial. Lineage: Eukaryota; Metazoa; Chordata; Actinopteri; Cyprinodontiformes; Rivulidae. The record is from RefSeq and is a predicted model, not a curated record. Gene Ontology annotation, molecular function: DNA binding; protein heterodimerization activity; structural constituent of chromatin.
GAGCAUGGACUGGCGGUAAAGCCAGAGCCAAGGCAAAGACCCGCUCGUCCCGAGCCGGACUCCAGUUCCCAGUGGGCCGUGUUCACAGGCUGCUGCGCAAAGGGAACUACGCGGAGCGUGUCGGUGCCGGAGCCCCCGUCUACCUGGCGGCUGUGCUGGAGUAUCUGACCGCUGAGAUCCUGGAGCUGGCUGGGAACGCUGCCCGGGACAACAAGAAGACCAGGAUCAUCCCCCGUCACCUGCAGCUGGCUGUCCGCAACGACGAGGAGCUCAACAAUCUGCUGGGAGGAGUGACCAUCGCUCAGGGCGGAGUGCUGCCCAACAUCCAGGCGGUCCUGCUGCCCAAGAAGACCGAGAAGCCCGCCAAGUCCAAGUAGACGCCCGCCGAGA